This is a messenger RNA of Empidonax traillii (willow flycatcher), 192 nucleotides long. Its product is annotated as claw keratin-like. The record is from RefSeq and is a predicted model, not a curated record. Lineage: Eukaryota; Metazoa; Chordata; Aves; Passeriformes; Tyrannidae. The annotation marks the transcript as partial. The transcript has a single exon.
CCCCAGCAAGCCGUGGUGGGCUCCGCCGGAGCCCCCGCCUUUGGGGGCUCCCUGGGGCUGGGGGGCCUCUACGGCGCCGGGGCCACCCAGGGCUCGGGGGGCCUCUGCACCUUUGGCAGAGCUCCCGCCUGCAGCCCUUGUGUCCUGCCCCGCUCCUCCAGGAGGAUCUGGGACACCUGCGGGCCCUGCUAG